Molecule: messenger RNA, 1131 nt
Organism: Williopsis jadinii
Lineage: Eukaryota; Fungi; Ascomycota; Saccharomycetes; Phaffomycetales; Wickerhamomycetaceae
Gene: KTR4
Product: putative mannosyltransferase
Exons: 1
Coding region: 1-1131 (376 amino acids)
Biological process (GO): protein O-linked glycosylation; cell wall mannoprotein biosynthetic process; protein N-linked glycosylation
Cellular component (GO): membrane; Golgi apparatus
Molecular function (GO): alpha-1,2-mannosyltransferase activity
Source: RefSeq, a predicted model, not a curated record
AUGACGCCGGCUUUUCCAGAAGACAGCUCAAGAACCUCUGGCCAGGUGCUGAAGGAGAAUAAGAACUAUGUCUCCUCGCUGCUCUCACAAAGGAUUGACGAGCCAAAGGGCCUCAAACUGACCAGGCCUGGGGACGCGGAGUAUCAACUGACAAACGCAACGUUUGUAUCGCUGGUGAGAAACAGUGAAUUGCAUGGCAUCGUGAAGACAAUCAAACAGAUUGAAGAGACCUUCAACGACAAGUUCCACUAUCCGUAUGUGUUCCUGAACGACCGUCCAUUCAACGAGAAGUUUAUACAGAAGGUUCGUUCUGCUACCAAGUCUGAGUGCUUCUUUGAGCUGGUUCCCGCAGAGGUCUGGGGGAAGCCUUCCAGCAUUGACCCUGCAAGAGAGGAGGAGGGAAUCAAGCACCUGGAAGAGAAGGGAGUUGGCUAUGCCAACAAGGAGUCGUACCACAACAUGUGUCGUUUCUACUCUGGAGGGUUUUACAACCAUCCAAAAUUACAGGAGUAUCGCUACUAUUGGCGACUGGAGCCAAGUACAGAUUACUUCUGCGAUAUAGACUAUGACGUUUUCAAGUUCAUGGAGGAUAAUGACAAGGUGUAUGGAUUCGUGCUGAAUCUAUACGACUCACCAGACUCUGUUCAGAGCUUGUGGCCUACGACGUUGGAGUUCCUUAAAGAGAACCCUCAGUACCUUCAUAAGAACAGUGCAACCACUUGGUUGAGGGAGAACUUACAGAAGCCUGACAACUAUCAGACUGCAAAGGGCUAUUCAACAUGCCAUUUCUGGAGCAAUUUUGAAGUUGGCGAUAUGGACUUCUAUAGAGGCGAAGCAUAUAGCAAAUGGAUGGAGCAUUUGGAAAGAUCUGGUGGAUUUUACUAUGAAAGAUGGGGUGAUGCACCUGUACAUAGCGUUGGACUGGCCCUAUUUGCUGACAAGUCAAAGAUCCAUUGGUUUAGAGACAUUGGUUACCAACAUUUCCCCUACAUGAAUUGUCCCUCUAGCGACAAAUGCCAUGGCAAAUGUGCCAGUGGGAAGUUCUCACAGUUUGAUAACCUGAACAGUGAGAAUUGCAUGGCAACCUGGGCUAAAUAUGAAAUGACUCCAAAGGAGCUGCAAUACUAUUAG